Molecule: messenger RNA, 3221 nt
Organism: Zymoseptoria tritici IPO323
Lineage: Eukaryota; Fungi; Ascomycota; Dothideomycetes; Mycosphaerellales; Mycosphaerellaceae
Exons: 1
Coding region: 89-3205 (1038 amino acids)
Source: RefSeq, a predicted model, not a curated record
CGAUUACCCCUCCUGGACACCUCUGGCUUGUCGUCCCGAUUGUGACGAGCCAGAAGGGACGACAACUGCUUGCUUCGUCAGGAGUUUAAUGCCUCCGAAGGGCAAGACGAAGAACGCACUGAGCCCGCACGACAAACGCCACGAGAACGGUCUCGCUGCCCCGGGAAAGAGAGUCGCUCGUCAACGGAGCAACGGCCAGCUGAACGGAGUGUCAAAUGGCAAGCUCGCGCCAUCCGUGUCGCCUCCUGCGCUUCCCUCAACUGGCCUAAACUCGGGCUUCAAGUUUCCACGAGCCGCCGACGAUACCGCUCCCGGUGCCGCGAACACUAGUGACAAUGUUGUUGGAAGUGAAGAGAAGGAUACACCCAGGACUGCUUCAGACGCAUCGAUGGAGGAAGAGGGACCGCACGGCGAGAGGAUCGACGCAAUACACGAGCAGGUCUCGGUGGAAUCACAGCCCACUGUAGCGGACAAGCACGCACCUCCCCACGCCGGCAGCACGUUUUCUACGGUAUCGACGAUUUUGACAUACUACCCGCUGCGCGAUGCCAUCUCAAUCCUCAUCCUCCUCUUGUCUCUCCCGCCGACAUUGGUCCUGUUCAUCCAAACACUCUUCGCUUCGCUCACGUUUGUCCCACCGACGGCCGGUCUGUCGAUGUCCACGCUGCCCAACGUCAAGGAGAUGUUCAACUCGUCGAAUUUUGGAUACCCAGCAUUGGCCACGAUUCUGUUUGUCGACGUCUUUUUCUGGGGAUGCUGGCUCACUCUCUGGAAGCCCACGCAGGCCAUCUUCUUGGACCUGUCCCAGGCGGUCAUUGCAGUGUCUCUCAGUGGAGCGGCGGCCAGCACUGGCGGGCCGACAUACAGCAUAGCGACGUGCGCACUUAUCGUCUGCGUGUCGCAUGUGCUGCGGUAUCAAGCAAUACACCUCACCGCGUAUGACUAUCUCCGCUCUGUGCUGCACAAAAUGGACGUCAAAUUACCUCUUGAUGCGCCUGCUUUUGCACCUUCAUAUCUUUCACAACCACCGAUCGAGCGUGGCAUGCUUUUCAACAUCGUCCGCACAAUCCUUGGAAUACACAUAGUCUCGCAGGGUGUCACGACCUGCGUCCGCCGCACUCUCGCCAACGCCAAAGCCAACGAAAAAGACCACAACCUACCUGCAAUCAUCAAGACCGACACCGAGGCCGCUGCUGGAGCCGAUCUGUCUUCGCGAGCUGGUACCGGCAUGGCCGAAGGCCUACAGCCUCCCACCAAUGUCUCGACUUCUGACGGCCGACUUCCCGGUCCUCCAUCUCACCGCGAUGGGAAAGCUCGGGAGUCAAACAGCAAGAAGAAAAAGAAACAGGCCAACCAGGUUCGAAGUCAGCAGCCACUCUGGGCCGCGAUUGCAAGUACCAAAGUCACUUUCGUCAAGGAGAUGGAGCAGCGAGAUGCGGCCGACGACGCUCGUGAAGCCGCUGCUAUGGAUAACAACACAACAAACCUGUUUUUAAGCGCAACCAACACCCCUACCAAUCGCGUCUGGAUAUGCGAAGUUCGGGAUACAGAGAUAUACUUCGCCGUGGAGCUCUCGCCGGAAGCCGCAACGGAGACUGUUGAAGGGAAGCAGAAUUCGAUGACACCAGGCAUUGAUAAAUCGAAGCCCUUUUUCAUCCGCGUCAAUGGAGCUGUUUGGAGCUCGGCCAGGAUCAUGCCCAGCGAGGAUGCCGGGAACGGACCUAUUGACCGCUACGUGGGCGAAGUCUUCGGCCUUGCACCAAUGAGCAGCUACCAUUGCGAGAUUGUCAGCAUCGCAAGUCAGCGCGUUCUUUGCUCUGCCAGCCUGAUUACUCAACCCGCACCGACUGCUGAGCAGGCUGCUGCGGUACCUGCGCCUACCCAACAUCAGACCCUACGACCCUCCUCGCCAAUCACCACGCUCAAGCAGUCUAUUCAAUCCGCCGAGGCCAAGCUGAACGAAACCAGAAAUCGCCUGAAGAAGACCAAGAAAGACCAGCGAGCCGCUCACGCCGAUGUCAAAAAGGAGAUCAACGCGCUCAGGGGCAAGAUGGAAUCUUCCGGAGGUCUGGAUGAUAAGCAGGAACGCAGACUCCUCCAGAUCAAUCAGCACAAGAAUCAAGCCGAAGAAGCGACCGCCGAGCUCAAAACACAGAUCGAUGCCAUGGGAGACCUUCCCUCGGAUGACCUGGCGGAAUCUCAAGCGAAGCGACGCACGUGGCAGUCUGCCUUGGACGCGAAGAAAGCCGCCAACGCCGACUACGAAUCUGCAAAGGCCGACCAGGACCGCGAGCUUGCUGCACUCCGAGCUGAGAUCACUGCCUCGGAGUCCAAGAAGGAGAAGCUUGCCGCUCGAAGUGCUCAACGCGCUCAGGAGCUCGAACGACUUGCCGCCAGGCAGCAGUCCGAGAUGAUGGCUCGCUCCAAGCAGGAACAUGACCGCGCGCACGAUCUUGCUAGGAGGGAACACACCGCCGAUCAAUUUCAUCAGCAGAUCGCCGCCAUGGAAUACGAGUGCCAGUCCUGGACGACAAAAGCACAGGAAGCCUACCAAGCUUCUGCCGCGCUCUCAGGCUGGCCGACUAAGAUUCCUCCCGGCUUUCCAGGCUACUCCUCGCCGCCGACUCCAGAAGGCAUGGCGUCCUCCAACCAAGUCAAUGGUCAACCCAGUCCUCAAGCUAACGGUUUCCCUUCCAUACCAUCUUUCACUCCCGGGCACUCGUUCACGCCUUCCAACCCUUUCAUCCCUUCCUCCCACAUGCUCUCCACCUCCGCCGGCGCCAUGGCUCCACGUGGACGUAGUUCGUCCAUGCUCAGCCAAAUUUCCGGUUUCACCGACGACGACUAUCAUUUCGGACCCGACAUUCCCUCGCACCAGCAGCAGCAGCACUGGUCCAUGCCACAACAAUCACAGGCCCAAGCCGGCGCUUCUUCUCACUCCACCACCGCCCUGCCCACCACUGAUCGUCAGGCGAGUGAUGGCGACGCGGAGGGGUCGGCGAAUGGUUCUGGCUCUGCUGGGGCAAGCGUUAUGAAUGGAAGUACGAAUGGUUCUAACAGUCCGAGGCCGGAGGCGAAACCUUUUAUUCCCGGAACGAACGGGAGUGGAAAUGGCAAGGGAGGAGGAGUGGGUACGAUUGGACAGGCGAGGAAGACGUUGCCGCCGAGUCCGGUUGCGGCGAAGGUCGGAGCGAAUGGUAGAUAGGAUUGGUAGUUCGCCU